Molecule: messenger RNA, 4374 nt
Organism: Marmota monax (woodchuck)
Lineage: Eukaryota; Metazoa; Chordata; Mammalia; Rodentia; Sciuridae
Gene: Gpr139
Product: G protein-coupled receptor 139
Exons: 1
Coding region: 150-932 (260 amino acids)
Biological process (GO): G protein-coupled receptor signaling pathway
Cellular component (GO): membrane
Molecular function (GO): G protein-coupled receptor activity
Source: RefSeq, a predicted model, not a curated record
ACAUCUUGACGGUGAUCAUCCUCUCGCAGCUAGUGGCCAGGCGGCAGAAGUCCUCCUACAACUAUCUCUUGGCGCUGGCCGCGGCCGACAUCCUGGUCCUCUUCUUCAUCGUGUUUGUCGACUUCCUGUUGGAAGACUUCAUCCUGCACAUGCAGAUGCCUCAGGUCCCCGACAAGAUCAUCGAAGUCCUGGAGUUCACCUCCAUCCACACCUCCAUCUGGAUCACGGUUCCCUUGACCAUCGACAGGUACAUCGCCGUCUGCCACCCGCUCAAAUACCACACCGUCUCCUACCCGGCCCGCACCCGGAAGGUCAUUGUCAGCGUUUAUGUCACCUGCUUCCUGACCAGCAUCCCCUACUACUGGUGGCCCAACAUCUGGACCGAGGACUACAUCAGCACCUCCGUGCACCACGUCCUGGUGUGGGUACACUGCUUCACCGUGUACCUGGUGCCCUGCUCCAUCUUCUUCAUCUUGAACUCCAUCAUCGUGUACAAGCUCAGGAGGAAGAGUAACUUUCGCCUCCGUGGCUACUCCACUGGGAAGACCACCGCCAUCUUGUUCACCAUCACCUCCAUCUUCGCCACGCUCUGGGCACCCCGCAUCAUCGUGAUCCUCUACCACCUCUACGGGACGCCCAUCCAGAACCUCUGGCUGGUGCACAUCAUGUCCGACGUGGCCAACAUGCUGGCCCUCCUGAACACGGCCAUCAACUUCUUCCUUUACUGCUUCAUCAGCAAGCGGUUCCGAACCAUGGCGGCCGCCACGCUCAAGGCCUUCUUCAAGUGCCAGAAGCAGCCUGUGCAGUUCUACACCAACCAUAACUUUUCCAUAACAAGUAGUCCCUGGAUCUCGCCGGCCAACUCCCACUGUAUCAAGAUGCUGGUAUACCAGUACGACAAAAACGGAAAACCUAUAAAAGUCUCCCCUUGACACCCCCCUGGGUUGGCACAGAGUGCCUCUGUGUGAUCCAUUCCCCAUGGGAGGGCAUCCCAUCCUCUGGCUGAACAGGUCUCCUUAAGAGUGCUAACCUGAUUUCCUGUCUCCAUAGACUGAGGAACUCUCAGGGUGGCAGAUGAGAGAGAGACGGAAGAGAAGAAGAAAGGAAAGCAUGAAUCUCGUUUUUCUGUGUGCACUCAUUUCCACAAAAAUAAAAUCACGUCGACAGCAAAAGUUCCUACCCGUUUGGAGAUGCUGUUGGAAGUUGUGCCAUCAUCCUGUGACCAGUGAGGACCACAGUAGAGAAAUAGUCUGUGAUUUAGCACAGGGACCAUCCACCAUCACUGGGAACCACUCAUUUGUGUGACACCCCGAGCCAUGGUAGCACGUGGCCACGUCUAAGCUCUCCUUCCGAGAGCGGAGGUCAUCCAUCGCUCCCCUGGGCCAUGCCCAGAAGGCUACCCAUGCUGACUGAUUUGAGAGUUUUUUCCAAGGUGCCCUUUGUCCUAGAGAGGGUUGUGGUCUUGAAGAAGCCCUGGCACCCCGGCUGCAGAUGAUACCAUGGGGGACAGGGGAACAUUGAAUCCCUUCCGAACUUUGUCCAGAGCCCCCCGCGGGGAGGCUCCAAACCAAUGUAACUAUGCCCCUUAGACCUGGGGUCUAAGGUUCAGUUUUCUAUCUGCCAUAAUGUAUAGGUUUUAUCUGUUUCCUCCAAAACGAAGACCCUGCCUGGUGUGUGGGGAGGAAGGAGGAAAUUCUUGAGCCCAGAAAUACAAAAAAAAUGAGCCCACUCUUGCCAUUGUUCCAAUCCAUCCCUAUGUCGGCUGUGAAUGGUCCCUUUACUCCCAAUCGCUUCUUGUUGUGGUGCCACAUGGCUCCCUAGAGGGGCCUCCGCUUGUAGAGUCACCAGCCCUGCCCGCUUGCUCGCUGAACCCCUCACCAGGUUGUUUGAUUUGAUGAAGUUCCUAACUGAAUGUAAUAUUCCAGGGUCAGGAACGGUAGCUCCCCAGGUACGAAAGGAGCCAUCCUCAGGUCCCAUCCCCAGGCCACCGUGGCAGACACAGUUGAUGUGGACAGGUGCUGGCACUAGCUGCUUGUCUGUCCUUUAAAAACAUGUGGCUCAAAAGGGUGACACCUGUUCUCAGUAAAGCCAUUUAAUCCAGAUUCUUUGCAAAAUGAUGCAGUAUGGAUUUAUUUCUUUACUCUCCCCUUGCCUGUCCAAGGCAAGAACACUUCUAGAAUGCAACCAACAGAAGCUUCUCUGAGAAGGAUCACUGUGUGCACACACUUACUCGUGCGCACGUAUAUAUACUUGAUUCCACUAGACCCCUCUGUGCCCUGGGAUGUGUUUUAGGAGGGAAAUCUGAGCUGAAGUUCCUCUCAUUUUGCAUUUUUUAAACCUUCUCUCACAGAUCUCCAGUAUUUGAGUUCACCCCUAUUCUGGGAGAAAUCUUCCAAAAUGGUUUGGGAAUCACAUGAUAUUUUUGGUGACCAAACAAAAAGCAGUGAGUCCAUCUGGAACACUAGGAUCUUUAGGCUGGAUUUUUACUGCAUGUUGUCCCUAAAUUGGAAGACCGUCUCUUUUUAAGGGAGUCUGCAAAAAAAAAUGAGUGGUGUAGAGAGGCCCCAAACUUCAGCCAAGGCCCUCAAAACUAACUAAAUAUAAUUUGGGGUCCUAUCGGUCCCUAAUGAUUCUAUCUCCCGCUUGUUUUAAGUCAUAGCAGUGGAGUCUCACCAGGCCCUGGGGAUAGACUCUAAGGACAAAAACCCAGAACACCCAGUUACCUGGGCGAAGUCCUUGGGAAAGAGCCACAUUGGAGACCAUACGCCAUCCCUUUCCAAACCUAAGACAGCUAAGUUCUUCUCCAGCAUGGGAACAGGUUGCUGGUUCUUUGGUUGAAGACAAAACAGAGUUGGCUCGUGUUUAGGUCCCCUGUUGUUUGGUUCCAAUGUGUCUGAGAACUUUAGGACCCUCUGGUGCGGCAAGACAGUCCCACUCAUAGAGGUUUCAAGAAGACAAGCAGACUCCUCUCUCCCUUCUCACUCGCUCCCCGAGGCACAUCUCCUGGAAUGGAGAGGGGGUGAGCAGAGCCCCCCAUGUCCCUCCAGCUGCAUUUCUUUGCCAAGCAUGUGUAGUUGAAUACAUGUUCAUUAAAUGUGCAUACGAUGCAGCUCCACCGCACCCCCUUAUGAAUGAACAUUGACCAAAGGCUACCUAUAUUGAAUAUAUAUACAUAGAUAUAAAUAUUUAUUUAUUUAUUUAUUUAUUUUUAAAACAUAAAGCUCUAAAAAUAUGCCAGUUUGAGCUACAUGUGAAUGAGUCAAAGUGCAAUAUCUACAAAGAUGGAACGAUUCCUUUCCGAGGACGUAUGUAAGAUGGGAAAUACAUCUGUGAAUCUCCAUGCUCUCUGGUCCGUGUUUUUAAUUGUACCUAAAAAUUGAUCGUGGAUGUUUUAAAAACCGGGUGUGCGUUGAGAAGGCUUUCCUCAGACACUUAUUUAUGAGCUGUCUCGACAGUGGUGGUUCUGCCUAGUGGUUCUGGGAUCUCUUCUUUUGGACGAGAUUUUUCUAUUUUGCUAAGUAAUGUUUUCAAAGACCUGAUUCUCAAACGCACGCCGGUGAGUGGCUGUCUCCUGCUUAACAGGCCCAACGGGUUAGGUUGAUGCAGAACUCCUAGAAUGUAUUUCAGAUCCUCGAAGGGCUUUUCAUUUAUUAUGAUUUCUAGGAAUCAUUAUGGACAGUAAUGAAAAUGAUUUUUUUUUUUACUUUGAAAGUAUGGAAGCCUUUUCUUUCAUGCCGUUUUGGAAACGAAGCCUUGAGUCUUGAGGCUGUCAGGUAAACAGCUGUGGCUGGAGGCCCUGGAGCAGUCGCCUUGGCCUGGGAUUCUGUGGUGCCUCUUUCAAAGACUGUUGCUCGCAUCUCCCCAGCUGAAUGACCUGGGUCCUCGGUUGGACGCUGCUAUGAGGCUGCACACGUCCGUGCUGUGUCUUUUUUAGUGAAUGAUUCAAAGACAGAAAUGUCUCCUGGGAAAGGAAAUGAGGGUGACGACCGACAAAUCAUAAAAGACAGACCAUGGGAAGGCAUGAACUUUUACUCUGCAAAUUCCCUGCGGUCGGGAAAGACGGUUUUGCACAGUUGGUGCCUAUCAGUCCAACCCAGGGAGACUCUCCGAAGCAAGUAAGAGACUCUAAUGUUGGCUCUUCCAGCUCAAAGAAUGGAACAGAAGGUUUGCCAUAGAAAAAUAGUAAAUGUUCAUAUUUUCUUAAUUAGAUAAUAUAUUGUGUUUGGACUUGUUUGUAUUAUACUAAAUUCUAAUAUGGUGCGCGCACUUGGUAUUUGGCAUUUGCAUACAUGUUUGAGCAACUGCAGAAUGUUGAUUUUUAUUACUAUGAUUUUUAAUUGACAAAUCAUAAUUGUAUACAUAUAUGGGGUACGA